Sceloporus undulatus (fence lizard) is the source of this 15253-nucleotide messenger RNA. It is a transcript of the gene HERC1, whose product is annotated as HECT and RLD domain containing E3 ubiquitin protein ligase family member 1. The record is from RefSeq and is a predicted model, not a curated record. Gene Ontology annotation, molecular function: ubiquitin-protein transferase activity; protein binding. NCBI's taxonomy places the organism in Eukaryota, Metazoa, Chordata, Lepidosauria, Squamata, Phrynosomatidae.
UCUUACGGACGCCGCUGCUGCUGCCGCCGCUGGCGCUCCCUCGUCAUGGUGCGGCCUCCUCCUCCUCUUUCUCCUCCUGGUGCUGCUCUUUGCCGAGGCGCCUCUCUUUCCCCCUGAAGACGGAGAAGGAGGCCGAGAAGGGAGCCGGAGCUGCUCCUCGGACUGAUGGCAGAUGAAUAAGCAAACAUGGCCGCCAUGGUUCCACCGGUAAAGCUGAAAUGGCUUGAACAUCUCAACAGCUCUUGGAUCACAGAAGACAGCGAAUCUAUUGCCACAAGGGAAGGCGUCACGGUCCUGUACGCUAAGUUAGUCAGUAAUAAAGAAGUAGUGCUGUUACCUCAGCAGGUUCUCUGUCUCAAAGGGCCCCAGCUACCAGACUUUGAGCGAGAGUCUUUGUCCAGCGAUGAACAGGACCACUACUUGGAUGCCCUUCUUAGCAGCCAGCUGGCUCUGGCUAAGAUGGUGUGCUCAGAUUCCCCCUUCGCUGGAGCGCUUCGCAAACGCCUGCUUGUGUUGCAGCGCAUCUUUUACGCACUUUCUAAUAAAUAUCACGAUAAAGGCAAGGUCAAACAGCAGCAGCAUUCUCCUGAAAGCAGCUCGGGAUCGACAGACAUCCAUUCUGUCAGCGAGCGUCCGAGGUCAAGCACAGACGCGCUGAUAGAAAUGGGGGUCCGAACUGGACUGAGCCUCUUGUUUGCAUUGCUUCGACAGAGCUGGAUGAUGCCUGCUUCUGGAACGGGGCUUAGUCUUUGCAAUGAUGUCAUCCACACUGCCAUAGAGGUGGUGAGCUCUUUGCCACCUUUGUCUCUAGCAAAUGAAAGUAAGAUCCCAGCCAUGGGACUGGAUUGCCUGUCUCAGGUCACAACAUUUCUUAAAGGAGUAACGAUUCCCAACUCCGGAGCAGACACUCUCGGCCGACGGCUGGCCUCUGAGCUCCUGCUUGGUUUGGCUGCUCAGCGUGGGUCACUCCGGUACCUCCUGGAAUGGAUCGAGAUGGCGCUGAGUGCGUCGGCCGUGGUCAACACCAUGGAGAAAAGCAGAAUGCUGCAGGCACAGGAAGGGAUGAUCAGUUUCGAUUGCUUCAUGAAUAUACUAAUGCAGAUGCGGCGAUCGUUGGGAUCAUCUGCUGAUCGAAGCCAGUGGAGGGAACCAACAAGAACCUCGGAAGGUUUAUGUUCUCUUUAUGAGGCAGCUUUGUGCCUCUUUGAGGAGGUUUGUCGCAUGGCCUCAGACUACUCCAGGACGUGUGCUAGCCCUGACAGUGUUCAAACUGGCGAUACUCCCGUUGUCUCUGAAACAUGUGAGGUGUAUGUUUGGGGUAGCAACAGCAGCCACCAACUUGUGGAAGGAACGCAAGAGAAAAUUCUUCAGCCUAAGUUGGCUCCAAGCUUCUCUGAUGCUCAGACAAUUGAAGCUGGCCAGUACUGUACCUUUGUAAUAUCUACGGAUGGUUCAGUUCGAGCUUGUGGCAAAGGCAGCUAUGGCCGGCUAGGACUUGGUGAUUCCAACAAUCAAUCCACUCUGAAAAAGCUGACUUUUGAGCCUCACCGAUCUAUCAAAAAGGUGUCAUCAUCUAAAGGUUCUGAUGGCCACACGUUGGCAUUCACAACAGAAGGCGAAGUCUUCAGCUGGGGCGAUGGUGACUAUGGGAAACUGGGCCAUGGAAAUAGCUCGACACAGAAAUACCCCAAACUUAUCCAGGGCCCUUUGCAAGGAAAGGUAGUGGUAUGUGUUUCAGCAGGAUACCGACACAGUGCUGCUGUUACAGAAGAUGGUGAAUUAUAUACUUGGGGAGAAGGAGAUUUUGGCCGACUAGGUCAUGGUGAUAGCAACAGCCGUAAUAUUCCAACUUUAGUAAAGGAUAUUAGCAACGUAGGAGAGGUUUCCUGUGGCAGUUCACAUACUAUAGCUUUAUCCAAAGAUGGACGAACUGUGUGGUCAUUUGGAGGAGGAGAUAAUGGCAAACUUGGUCAUGGUGACACCAACAGAGUAUAUAAACCUAAAGUUAUAGAAGCCCUACAAGGAAUGUUCAUCCGGAAGGUUUGUGCGGGAAGUCAGUCUUCACUUGCUCUAACAUCAACAGGGCAGGUGUACGCAUGGGGUUGUGGGGCCUGCCUAGGAUGUGGGUCUUCAGAAGCUACUGCCCUCAGGCCCAAGCUGAUUGAAGAGUUGGCUGCGACACGGAUUGUGGAUAUUUCCAUUGGGGACAGCCACUGCUUGGCGCUUUCUCAUGAUAAUGAAGUGUACGCUUGGGGUAACAAUUCCAUGGGUCAAUGUGGCCAGGGGAACUCCACAGGCCCCAUCACUAAACCAAAGAAAGUGAGUGGCUUAGAUGGAGUGGCAAUCCAGCAGAUUUCGGCCGGAACAUCACAUAGUCUUGCCUGGACAGCCCUUCCCAGAGACAGACAAGUUGUUGCCUGGCAUCGACCUUACUGUGUGGAUCUCGAAGAGAGUACCUUUUCCCACCUCCGUUCCUUCCUUGAGCAGUAUUGUGACAAAAUUAACAGCGAAAUUCCUCCUCUUCCUUUCCCCUCCUCAAGGGAACAUCACAACUUCUUAAAGUUGUGUCUGAAGUUGCUAUCUAACCACCUUGCUCUUGCGUUAGCUGGCGGAGUAGCUACAAGUAUUCUCGGAAGGCAGGCUGGCCCGCUUCGGAAUCUAUUAUUUCGGUUGAUGGACUCUUCUGUCCCAGACGAAAUACAGGAAGUUGUAAUAGAGACCUUGUCAGUUGGAGCAACCAUGCUGCUGCCUCCAUUGAGAGAAAGGAUGGAACUGCUGCAUUCGCUUCUACCCCAAGGCCCUGACAGAUGGGAGAGCCUAUCAAAAGGACAGAGAAUGCAAUUGGAUAUUAUUCUGACGAGUUUGCAGGACCAUACUCAUGUAGCCUCCUUGCUAGGCUAUAGCUCACCAUCUGAUGCCACAGAUGUUUCCUCACUAUGUAUUGCCUACGGAAAUAUCUCUGAUCCAGCGUACGAAGUCCAAAGUAACCAUCCAGACACCCAUCUGGCUGAAAUUUUAAUGAAGACUCUUCUGCGCAAUUUAGGAUUUUAUACUGAUCAAGCAUUUGGAGAGCUGGAGAAGAACAGUGACAAAUUUUUACUUGGGACAUCAUCCUCUGAAAACAGUCAGCCUGCUCAUCUUCAUGAGCUUUUGUGUUCCCUGCAGAAGCAGCUUCUGGCAUAUUGUCACAUCAGCAGUGUUAGUGAAAACUCAAGCAGCGUGGCGCUCCUGCACAAGCACCUUCAGCUCCUCUUGCCUCAUGCGACAGACAUCUAUUCCCGCUCUGCCACUCUGCUGAAGGAAAGUUCUUGGAAUGGGAGCGUUGGCGAAAAACUAAGAGAUGUAAUCUAUGUGUCUGCGGCAGGAAGCAUGCUUUGCCAAAUUGUCAAUUCUUUGUUGCUGCUGCCUGUAUCAGUCGCCCGGCCUUUAUUGAGUUACCUCCUGGAUCUCCUGCCCCCUUUGGAUCGCCUUAAUAGAUUGCUACCAGCUGCUGUGCUUUUAGAAGAUCAGGAGUUGCAAUGGCCACUCCAUGGUGGGACGGAGCUAGUGGAUCCAGCCAAUGUGCCCUUGCCGCAGCCUGCGCAGUCGUGGGUGUGGCUUGUUGACCUCGAGAGGACCGUAGCGUUGCUUAUCGGACGUUGUCUCGGAGGAAUGCUUCAGGGUUCCCCUGUGUCCCCGGAGGAGCAAGAUACUGCCUAUUGGCUCAAAACACCACUGUUUAGUGAUGGAGUCGAAAUGGACAUCCCACAAUUAGACAAGUCCAUGAGUUCCCUGUUGGAAGUUGCCCUCUCUGGAAAUGAAGAACAGAAGCCUUUUGAUUACAAGUUGCGCCCAGAAAUAUCAGUCUUUGUGGAUUUGGCCUUGGGCUGUGCAAAGGAGCCCGCCCGUAGUCUCUGGAUCAGCAUGCAAGACUAUGCCAUUAGUAAAGAUUGGGACAGUGCCACACUGAGUAGUGAGUCACUUUUGGACACUGUGUCUAGGUUUGUUCUUGCUGCCCUCCUGAAACAUAGCAAUUUACUCAGCCAAGCGAGUGGUGAGAGCAGGUAUCAGCCUGGCAAAGCACUAGUAGAAGUGUAUCGGUGUGUGUACAAAGUUCGAAGCCGUUUGCUUGCUUGCAAAAACAUGGAGCUUAUUCAGACUAGAUCAUCCUCAAGAGAUAGAUGGAUGUCAGAAAAUCCAGAGCCUUCAGACAUUGAUGCCCAGGAAAGCUCCUUUACCCGAACCAUUGAUGAAGAAGCAGAGAUGGAGGAGCAGGCGGAGAGAGAGAGAGAAGAGGGGCAUCCAGAUCAAGAAGAAGAGGAGGAGGAAAGGGAGCAUGAAGUUAUGACAGCUGGCAAAAUCUUUCAAUGUUUCCUAUCAGCCCGUGAAGUAGCUCGCAGCCGAGACCGGGAGAGAAUAAAUGGUGGGGCAGGGGCUCGCGUUGAUGACCAGCCCCCUCAGUCCCAGCAAGAGCGGCGAGUCAGUAGAGACCUCCCAGAGGGACAAGAUGUGUACACGGCUGCAUGCAACUCUGUGAUUCAUAGGUGUGCCUUGCUGAUCCUCGGAGUCAGCCCUGUUAUCGAGGAACUGCAGAAACGGAGGGAGGAAGGACAGUUGCAGCAGCCUUCCAGUGGUAUUCCUGAAGGGAUUGGACUCAUGACUAGAAGUGAAAGUCUUACCGCAGAGAGUCGCUCAGUCCAUUCCACAUCGAGUUACAAGCUGAUGAAAUCAAGGAGUGAAUCUGACCUAUCUCAGCCUGAAUCAGAUGAAGAAGGUUACUCACUGAGCGGAAGGCGAAAUGUGGAUUUGGACUUGGCAUCAUCUCAUAGAAAGAGGGGAGCCAUCCACAGCCCAAUUGAAGCACUGAGUGACUCAUGGACCCGUCUGAAGCACAGAGAUUGGCUUUACAGCUCUUCCUAUCUGUUUGGGGAGUCUGAUUUUGAAUUUACGAAAUCCAUUGGCGUUCAUACACUCAUUGAAAAUGUUAUUAGCUUUGUAAGCGGGGACGUGGGAAGCUCCCCAGGCUUCAAGGAGCCUGAAGAAAGCAUGUCAACCAGCCCACAGGCCUAUAUCAUUGCAAUGGAGCAGCAGCAACACAGAGCAGAGCUGCGUCUGGAGGCACUUCAUCAGAUCUUGGUCUUGCUUUCUGGGAUGGAAGAAAAGAGCAGCACUCCCUCCAUUGGGAGCCGCCAGGGUCUGGGCUUCCAGUCUUCUUCACUUCUCACCUCUGUGAGGCUGCAAUUCCUAGCUGGGUGUUUUGGCUUAGGCACUGUGGGCCAUGCUGGGUCCAAAGGGGAGAGCAUCCGUUUACAUCACUAUCAGGAUGGUAUCAGGGCUGCCAAGAGGAAUAUCCAGACGGAAAUCCAAGUGGCUGUGCACAAGAUCUAUCAGCAGUUAUCUGCUACUCUGGAAAGAGCCCUCCAAGCAAACAAGCAUCACAUAGAGGCACAACAGCGUCUCCUGUUGGUAACUGUGUUUGCCCUAAGUGUACACUACCAGCCAGUUGACGUCUCCUUGGCCAUCUCCACCGGGCUAUUAAACGUCCUCUCCCAGUUGUGUGGAACAGACACCAUGCUUGGCCAGCCACUGCAGCUGCUUCCCAAGACUGGCGUUUCCCAGCUCAGCACUGCUUUAAAAGUAGCCAGCACUAGGUUACUUCAGAUCCUAGCCAUCACUACAGGAACCUACGCAGAUAAACUGAGUCCCAAAGUGGUCCAAUCAUUGCUGGAUCUGCUAUGUAGUCAGCUGAAAAAUCUGCUGUCUCAGGCUGGUGUGAUGCUCAUGGCUUCCUUUGGGGAAAAAGAAGAUAGUGAGCAGGAGCAAGAGGAUGAAAAGAAGGCAGACUCAAAUGAAGAGAGUGAGAGGAAAGACUUCAGAGUGGCUCUCCGGAAACAGCACGCUGCUGAGCUACAUCUGGGAGACUUCUUAGUUUUUCUUAGAAGGGUUGUUUCUUCAAAAGCCAUCCAGUCAAAAAUGGCUUCUCCAAAGUGGACAGAAGUGCUCCUGAAUAUAGCUUCUCAGAAGUGUUGCUCAGGUGUACCUUUGGUUGGCAACUUGAGGACCAGGCUGCUUGCGCUACACGUUCUGGAAGCCGUGUUGCCUGCUUGCGAAUCUGGUGUGGAAGAUGACCAGAUGGCUCAGGUUAUCGAGCGAUUAUUUUCCCUUUUGUCUGACUGUAUGUGGGAGAGUCCAGUUGCACAAGCCAAACAUGUAAUUCAGAUCAAGGAGAAAGAGCAAGAAAUGAAGCUGCAGAAACAAGGUGAAUCAGAAGAGGAAGAUGAGAACCUUCCAAUUCAAGAAGUGUCCUUUGACCCUGAGAAAGCCCAGUGCUGCAUUGUGGAGAAUGGGCAGAUCCUGACUCAUGGGAGCGGUGGAAAGGGGUAUGGCUUAGCAUCCACUGGAGUCACUUCUGGGUGUUACCAAUGGAAGUUCUACAUUGUGAAGGAAAAUCGAGGCAAUGAAGGGACUUGUGUUGGGGUGUCUCGCUGGCCUGUCCACGAUUUUAACCAUCGCACUACCUCAGACAUGUGGCUGUACAGAGCGUACAGUGGCAACCUCUACCAUAAUGGGGAGCAGACACUGACGCUGACCAGUUUUACCCAAGGAGAUUUCAUCACCUGCGUGUUGGAUAUGGAAGCAAGAACUAUUUCCUUUGGUAAAAAUGGAGAGGAACCAAAGUUGGCUUUUGAAGACGUGGAUGCUGCAGAAUUGUACCCUUGUGUUAUGUUUUAUAGCAGUAAUCCUGGAGAAAAGGUCAAAAUCUGUGACAUGCAGAUGCGUGGCACCCCAAGGGACUUGCUUCCAGGGGACCCCAUCUGCAGCCCUGUUGCCACCGUUCUUGCCGAAGCCACGAUCCAGCUCAUCCGCAUCCUCCAUCGAACAGACCGGUGGACACAUUGCAUCAACAAGAAGAUGAUGGAGCGUCUGCACAAGAUCAAGACGUGCCUUAAAGAAGCCAGUCAGAAACUGAAGAAAAGCCGCUCAGUUCAGAGCAGAGAGGAGAAUGAAGUGCGGGAAGAGAAGGAGAGCAAGGAAGAGGAGAAGAGCAAGCACAGCAGCCGGCACGGGCUGGCCGACCUCUCCGAGCUCCAGUUGAAAACGCUCUGCGUGGAAGUGUGGCCGGUCCUGGCGGUCAUCGGUGGAGUCGAUGCUGGGCUGAGGGUCGGAGGCCGCUGUGUCCACAGACAAACGGGGCGCCACGCCACCCUUCUUGGGGUGGUCAAAGAAGGCAGCACCUCUGCCAAAGUCCAGUGGGAUGAAGCUGAGAUUACCAUCAGCUUCCCAACUUUUUGGUCGCCUAGUGAUACGCCACUGUAUAAUCUGGAACCUUGCGAGCCCCUGCCUUUUGACGUCGCAAGAUUCCGUGGACUGACAGCCACUGUUUUGCUGGACCUCACCUAUCUGACCGGCAUCCACGAAGACACGGGAAAGCAAAAUGCCAAGCGACAUGAAAAGAAACACAAACAUGACUCUGAAGACAAAGGAGAGGCCGACCAGAAAACGGAAGGAGAGUCUGGGUCAGAGGCACAAUCUGUGCUAAGCGCUGAGGAAGUUAAAGGACAUGGAGCUACAACUUCCAAAUUUGAAAGUGAAAGCACUUCCUUUUCUUUAGAGGCCAUUUCCUUAGGCAUGGAGGGACAGCAUCCAAAUGCCGAAGGCAAAAGGAAAAUCCACGAGCACGCCUCAAAAAAUCAUGACGUUGUACAAACCGAAAUCAGAGCGGUGCAGUUAUCUUAUCUUUACCUUGGGGCUAUGAAGUCACUUAGCACUCUCCUUAGUUGCAGCAAAUAUGCUGAGUUGCUACUGAUACCCAAAGUCCUGGCAGAGAGUGGUCAUAAUUCUGAUUGCGCAAGUUCUCCCAUUGUUCACGAAGAUGUGGAAAUGCGUGCUGCCUUGCAAUUCUUGAUGCGCCAUAUGGUGAAACGGGCUGUCAUGCGCUCGCCCAUCAAGAGGGCGCUUGGACUGGCAGAUUUGGAACGGGCACAAGCAAUGAUCUACAAACUGGUGGUUCAUGGGCUGUUGGAGGACCAGUGCGGUAGCAAAAUUAAGCAAGAACUGGAUCAGCAAACAGAAGAAAGACCAAACUCGCAGGCCCAGACACCUGUGACAACAAGCCCUUCUGCCUCAAGCACCACGUCUUUCAUGAGCAGCUCUCUGGAAGAUACCACAACGGCCACCACUCCGGUGACUGAUACUGAAACCGUACCUGCCUCUGAGUAACCUGGCGUUUUGCCUCUGAGCCUUCUGAGGCAAAUGUUCUCCAUACCAACUACUACCGUCCUUCCAACAAGACGUGCGACACCUCCGAUAUCCUCUCUGCCUACCUCUCCGGAUGAAGUGGGAAGGAGGCAAUCUCUCAUUCCUGACUCUCAGUCCGCAAGACCUACCCAAUCGUACGCAUUGUCGGAUCCCAGCAGCCGCCUUUCGACUUCCCCCACCUCCCCUGCUAUUGCUGUGCCGUUGCUAGAAAUGGGUUCUCCCUUCGGCAGAUCACACAAAGCAAUGGAAGCCACAGGUGCAAGGGGAGAAGCAGAUGCUCAGAACAUUACUGUCCUGGCAAUGUGGAUGAUAGAGCAUCCUGGGAAUGAGGAAGAUGAAGAACCUCAGUCUGAAGACACGGCAGAUUCCCGCCACAGUACAGGAAUCUCUGGGGGCAGCGGGAAGUCAAGUGACCAGUGUUACUUGCAGUCUCCUGGUGAUAUCCCUUCAGCUGAUGCCCCUGAAAUGGAGGAAGGUUUUAAUGAAAGCCAUGACAACAUGGACCAUGGAGAAAAUGCAGCCUCUGGGAGUGGACCCACAUCAAGGGGCCGGUCAGCAGUAACUAGGAGACACAAAUUUGACCUAGCUGCCCGGACGCUGCUAGCACGCGCUGCGGGAUUGUACCGCUCUGUACAGGCCCACAGGAACCAGAGCCGGAGGGAAGGCAUCUCCCUGCCACAAGACCCUGGAGCCUUCUAUGACUUCAAUUUGGACGAGGAGCUAGAGAUUGACCUGGAUGACGAAGCCAUGGAAGCCAUGUUUGGCCAGGAUCUUGCCAGUGAUAAUGACAUUCUGGGAAUGUGGAUCCCAGAGGUACUGGAUUGGCCAACCUGGCACGUUUGUGAAUCUGAAGACAGAGAAGAAGUGGUUGUGUGUGAGUUGUGCGAAUCCAGCGUGGUCAGCUUCAAUCAGCACAUGAAGAGAAACCACCCGGGCUGUGGCCGUAGCGCCAACCGGCAAGGCUAUCGCAGCAAUGGCUCCUAUGUGGAUGGAUGGUUCGGUGGGGAGUGCGGCAGUGGGAAUCCUUAUUACCUCUUGUGCGGCAGCUGCCGAGAGAAAUACUUGGCCCUGAAGAGCAAAUCUAAGACGUCAGCCUCAGAAAGAUAUAAAGGUCAAGCCCCUGAUUUAAUAGGCAAGCAGGACAGCGUCUAUGAAGAGGACUGGGACAUGUUGGAUGUCGAUGAGGAUGAAAAACUGACGGGUGAAGAGGAGUUUGAACUGUUGGCUGGGCCCCUUGGCUUGAAUGACCGACGCAUUGUGCCUGAGCCAGUUCAGUUCCCAGACAGCGAUCCUCUGGGUGCCUCUGUCGCAAUGGUCACAGCCACGAACAGUAUGGAAGAAACACUGAUGCAAAUAGGUUGUCACGGCUCCAUUGAGAAAAGCUCGUCAGGGAGAAUCACUCUGGGGGAGCAAGCUGCCGCUUUGGUCAAUCCGCACGACCGUGUUAUGGCUUUGAGGAGGGUGACCGCAGCAGCUCAAGUCCUCCUCGCAAGAACCAUGGUCAUGCGGGCCCUCUCCCUGCUUUCUGUCAGUGGGUCUAGUUGCAGCCUUGCCGCGGGGCUGGAGUCGUUGGGUCUGACGGACAUCCGGACCUUGGUCCGCCUGAUGUGCCUGGCAGCAGCAGGGCGAGCGGGCCUCUCCACCAGCCCCUGCACCGUGUCUGGUUCCUCGGAGAGAGCGCGAGGCAUACACAGCAAAAUGAGCAAACCCAUCUCCUGCUUGGCCUAUCUGAGCACGGCUGUCGGCUGCUUGGCAUCCAAUACGCCAAGUGCUGCAAAACUGCUGGUUCAGCUGUGUACCCAAAACUUGAUUUCAGCAGCAACUGGUGUCAAUUUGACUACAGUGGAUGAUCCAGUCCAACGGAAGUUCCUGCCAAGCUUUCUCCGAGGAAUAGCAGAAGAGAACAAGCUUGUAACAUCCCCCAACUUUGUUGUGACUCAGGCGCUUGUGGCCUUGUUGGCAGACAAGGGAGCCAAGCUGAGGCCAAAUUACGAUAAAGCAGAAGUUGAAAAGAAAGGCCCUCUGGAGCUGGCUAAUGCACUAGCAGCUUGCUGCCUCUCUUCAAGGUUGUCCUCGCAACACAGGCAGUGGGCUGCUCAGCAGCUGGUGCGGACCCUUGCGGCGCAUGACCGGGAUAACCAGAGCAGCCCCCAGACCCUGGCAGACAUGGGAGGGGACCUGCGCAAGUGCUCCUUCAUCAAGCUGGAGGCUCAUCAGAACAGGGUAACAACUUGUGUGUGGUGUAAUAAAAAAGGACUUUUGGCAACAAGUGGCAAUGAUGGAACAAUACGGGUGUGGAAUGUUACAAAGAAGCAAUACUCAUUACAGCAAACGUGUGUAUUCACCAAAUUGGAAGGUGAAGCUGAGGAAAACUUAGGUUCCCCCAGUGACCCUGCCUUAUCUCUUGCCUGUUGGAGCAUCAGUGGCAGGUACUUGGCUGGAGCCUUGGAGAAGAUGGUGAACAUCUGGCAAGUCAAUGGAGGAAAAGGUCUCCUGGAUGUCCAGCCCUACUGGGUCUCUGCUCUGGCAUGGCCAGAAGAAGGACCAGCUGCAACCUGGACAGGAGAGGCUCCAGAAUUGCUGCUUGUGGGUCGCAUGGAUGGAUCGCUUGGGCUUAUUGAAGUUUUAGACGCAUCCACCAUGCACAGAGUUGAACUGGAGCACUGCUACAGAAAGGAUGUGUCUGUUACCUGCCUUGCAUGGUUUAGUGAAGACAAACCUUUUGCAAUUGGCUAUUUGGAUGGAAAGCUGCUGAUUGGCACAAAAGAGCCACUUGAGAAAGGAGGGAUUGUCUUAGUUGAUGCCCACAAGGACACUAUUCUUAGCACGAAAUGGGACCCCACGGGUAAGAUCCUCAUGACGUGCGCCAAGGAAGAGUCGGUCAAGCUCUGGGGAUACAUGGGAGGCUGCUGGAGGCACUUGUACUCACUGUCUCACCAGGCUGUUGUGACUACCGUUGCCUGGUGCGGUCUGCCAGGAAGAGGGCCAAAGCCACAACUCCUCUUGGCCACAGGUUGCCAGAACGGUUUGCUUUGUGUCUGGACUGUUCCCCAAGAUGAGCUGGUCCUACUGCAGUCCAGUCUCAAUUGCUCAGAUGGAUGGUGGGAUGAGGAAGCCAGUGGAAAGGAUGCUUGCAGGAAAUCAGCAGAAACCAAGUGCCUUUAUCAGCUGAAAGGGCACAUCACGCCUGUUCGGACAGUGACCUUUGGUUCUGAUGGACUGACCUUGGUGUCGGGUGGACUUGGCGGACUUAUGAACAUCUGGUCUCUCCGGGAUGGCUCUGUUUUGCAGAGUGUUGUGAUAGGUUCUGGAGCUAUUCAGACUACCGUAUGGAUCCCUGAGGUUGGAGUCGCUGCGUGUUCUAGUAGAUCCAAGGAUGUGUUGGUGGUAAAUUGCACAUCGGAGUGGAUCUCUGGCAACCACGUCCUUGCGACAUGUCGGACUGCUUUGAAACACCAGGGCAUUCUUGGAUUAAACAUGGCUCCUUGCAUGAGGGCUUUCCUGGAGCGCCUGCCCAUCAUGCUUCAGGAACAGUAUGCUUAUGAAAAGCCUUACGUUGUUUGUGGAGACCAGCUUGUCCACAGCCCAUACCUGCAGUGUUUGGCCUCGCUUGCUGUCGGACUUCACCUGGACCAGCUCCUGUGCAACCCACCAGUCCCUCCUCACCACCAGACAUGUCUCCUGGACCCUUUGACCUGGAACCCAACCGAAUGGGCCUGGCUGGAGUGCUUCUCCAUGACAAUCAAAGCAGCCGAAGCGCUCGCCAAGGGAGCCACCUUCCCAGAAUCCUUCACAGUCCCAGAUCUGGAACCAGUGCCAGAAGAUGAACUCAACCUCCUGAUGGAUAAUGGCAAAUGGAUCAACGGGAUGGACGAGCAGAUUAUGUCCUGGGCGACAUCACGUCCUGAAGACUGGCACCUUGGUGGGAAAUGCGACGUGUAUCUCUGGGGAGCCGGGAGGCAUGGGCAGCUGGCGGAGGCUGGAAGAAACGUCAUGGUGCCCAUCUCUGCGCCUUCCUUCUCACAAGCUCAACAGGUUAUUUGUGGCCAAAACUGUACAUUUGUGAUCCAAGCUAAUGGAACAGUUUUGGCCUGCGGAGAGGGGAGUUAUGGCCGGCUGGGGCAAGGAAAUUCAGAUGACCUUCACGUUCUCACGGUUAUAUCAGCACUGCAAGGUUUUGUCGUAACUCAACUGGUGACAUCUUGUGGAUCCGAUGGGCAUUCCAUGGCUCUGACAGAGAGUGGAGAAGUUUUCAGCUGGGGGGACGGAGAUUAUGGGAAAUUGGGCCACGGAAACAGUGACCGGCAGCGCCGACCCAGGCAGAUAGAAGCUUUGCAAGGAGAAGAGGUUGUGCAGAUGUCCUGUGGCUUCAAGCAUUCAGCUGUGGUGACUGCAGAUGGCAAACUGUUUACUUUUGGAAAUGGUGAUUAUGGUCGACUGGGAUUAGGAAACACAUCCAACAAGAAGCUCCCAGAGAGAGUGACAGCGCUGGAAGGGUACCAGAUUGGAGAGGUUGCCUGUGGGUUAAACCACACCAUAGUUGUGUCCACAGAUGGCUCAAUGGUUUGGGCUUUUGGUGACGGUGACUAUGGGAAGCUGGGCUUGGGAAAUUCAACAGCAAAAUCCUCACCACAGAAAGUAGACAUUUUAUGUGGAAUCGGCAUCAAAAAAGUGGCCUGUGGAACCCAGUUUUCAGUUGCGUUGACAAAGGAUGGGCAUGUAUAUACAUUUGGGCAAGACCGGCUGAUUGGUUUGCCCGAAGGCCGGGCCCGCAACCACAAUCGCCCUCAGCAAGUUCCGGCCUUGUCAGGGAUUUUCAUAGAAGAUAUUGCCGUUGGAGCGGAGCACACCCUCGCCCUCGCUGCCUCUGGGGAUGUCUAUGCCUGGGGGAGCAACUCGGAAGGGCAGCUGGGGUUGGGUCACACCAACCACGUCCGAGAGCCGACCCUCAUUACUUCCCUGCAAGGGAAGAGCAUCCGGCAGAUCUCAGCGGGGCGAUGUCACAGUGCCGCCUGGACUUCCCCACCGGUUCCCCCACGAGCUCCAGGCGUGUCAGUGCCUUUGCAGCUGGGCUUGCCGGACACCAUCCCUCCUCAGUAUGGAGCCCUGAAGGAAGUCAGCAUCCACACAGUCAGAGCACGGCUGAGGCUGCUCUAUCAUUUCUCUGACCUCAUGUAUUCUUCCUGGAGGCUGCUGAACCUCAGCCCCAACAACCAGAGCAGCACGUCCCACUACAAUGCUGGAACCUGGGGGAUUGUUCAGGGGCAGCUGAGGCCGUUGCUGGCACCAAGGGUCUACACUCUCCCAAUGGUCCGCUCCAUAGGAAAAACCAUGGUGCAGGGGAAGAACUAUGGCCCACAGAUCACCGUCAAAAGGAUAUCAACCAGGGGACGGAAAUGCAAGCCUAUAUUUGUUCAAAUUGCAAGACAAGUCGUGAAGCUAAAUGCCUCAGACCUCCGCCUGCCCUCUCGUGCCUGGAAAGUGAAGUUGGUUGGAGAAGGCGCUGACGAUGCUGGAGGAGUCUUUGAUGACACAAUCACAGAAAUGUGCCAGGAGCUUGAAACUGGGGUGGUUGACCUCCUGAUCCCCUCCCCAAAUGCAACGGCUGAAGUGGGCUACAACAGAGACAGGUUCCUCUUCAAUCCUUCGGCCUGCUUAGAGGAGCACCUAAUGCAGUUCAAGUUCCUGGGCAUCCUGAUGGGGGUGGCCAUUCGCACGAAGAAGCCCCUGGACCUUCACUUGGCCCCCUUGGUCUGGAAACAGCUCUGCUGCAUCCCACUCACUCUGGAAGACUUGGAAGAGGUGGAUCUUCUCUAUGUGCAAACCCUUAACAGCAUUCUUCACAUUGAAGACAGCGGGAUCACAGAAGAGAAUUUCCACGAGAUGAUUCCUCUAGAUUCUUUUGUUGGCCAGAGUGCUGAUGGAAAAAUGGUUCCCAUAAUCCCUGGUGGGAACAGCAUUCCGCUCACUUUUUCAAACAGAAAGGAAUAUGUGGAAAGGGCCAUCGAGUACAGACUCCACGAAAUGGACCGUCAGGUGGCUGCGGUGAGAGAAGGGAUGUCCUGGAUCGUCCCAGUCCCCUUGCUGUCCCUUCUGACUGCCAAGCAGUUGGAGCAGAUGGUUUGUGGAAUGCCAGAAAUCUCUGUGGAAGUGCUAAAGAAAGUGGUCCGGUACCGAGAGGUCGAUGAGCAGCACCAGCUGGUACAGUGGUUCUGGCACACCCUCGAAGAGUUCUCUAACGAGGAACGGGUCCUUUUCAUGAGGUUUGUGUCAGGAAGAUCUCGCCUGCCGGCCAACACAGCAGAUAUCUCUCAGCGUUUCCAAAUAAUGAAGGUCGAUAGGCCUUAUGACAGCUUGCCUACCUCACAGACGUGUUUCUUUCAGCUGAGGCUCCCUCCCUAUUCCAGUCAGCUCAUCAUGGCCGAGCGUUUGCGCUAUGCAAUCAACAAUUGCCGGUCGAUAGAUAUGGACAAUUACAUGCUGUCCCGCAACGUGGACAACGCCGAGGGCUCCGACACGGACUAUUGACACUGCAGAUAGCAACAACAACAAAAUAACCCUCUUCCUUUCUUGCAUCUCGUGCCCAUGUCAGGUUUCAGUGUUGACACCAUUUUAUGGUAAUGGUAGAUGUUUUAGGAAACAUAAAACAGUGGCCACCUUUUUUAGUUACUCUAAAUGUAACGAGACUUAGAUGUGGUUUUCUUUCCCUCUCUUUCUGUGACUGUAAACAAAAAAUGCAAAAAGGUGAGACUGGUAAGUUUUCUUCCUCUCUGCCCCUUUGUUCACUUUUUUGAUAAGUUUGCAUGCAGCCUUUCUGGUGCAUUAUAUUUUUUGAUGUUGGGAAUGGUGCAUUUAUAAGCCUUCCCAGUGAACAUGAAGAGUUGUACAUUGUGUAUAAUUGUUCAUUAGAAAGGACAGUUUUACAUGAAUAUUCAUAUAUUUAUUUUUGUUUUAAUUUGAAAUGCCUGUGCAGGGUUCCUUAUGCAGAGAAAAUAAAAGCAAAUUCAAGAAUUGA